This is a messenger RNA of Microplitis mediator, 981 nucleotides long. It is a transcript of the gene CNPYb, whose product is annotated as protein canopy 4. Gene Ontology annotation, cellular component: endomembrane system. NCBI's taxonomy places the organism in Eukaryota, Metazoa, Arthropoda, Insecta, Hymenoptera, Braconidae. The record is from RefSeq and is a predicted model, not a curated record. Bases 201 to 884 code for a protein of 227 amino acids. The transcript has 5 exons. Gene Ontology annotation, molecular function: signaling receptor binding.
CAUGCAUGUACAUACAUAGUCCUUUUAUAAAAUUAAACGAAUUUAAUUAUUUAUCGCUAGUUUAUGUAAGUUCAUGAUAAGAGAAUCGUGAUAAAUUUAUACCAGUUAUAUUAACUUUUACAUUGUAGUUAUCAGUGUUGAUAAAAUAAUUGUAGACAACUGACAUAACCUAGCAGGUUAAUAGUUUUUAAACUUUUACAAUGAUCCGAACAUUGUUAUUGUUAAUUUUUUUAUUGUUUACAUCAAUUAAUGCGGUUACUGAAGAAGAUGAAGGUGUCAAAUAUGCUAAUAAAUGUGAAGUGUGUAAAGUAUUUUCUAUGGAACUGGAAGCUAGGCUAGAUGAGACUGGAAAGACUCAUGAUGUCCUGGAAGUUGGUUAUUCCUUGGACGAUAUUGCUCCAAAAAAGAAAAAGGAGUACAAACAAUCCGAACUGAGGCUGGUUGAAUCAUUGGAAGAUAUUUGUGAACGUAUUUUAGAGUAUAAUAUUCAUAAGGAACGUGAUGAUAGCACGAGAUUUUCUAAAGGAAUGAGUCAAACAUUCAAAACUCUCCAUGGUCUUGUAGAUAAAGGAGUUAAAGUUGAGCUAGGAAUACCCUAUGAAUUAUGGGACAAGCCAUCUGUUGAAAUAACGACCUUGAAAACACAAUGUGAAGAUAUGCUGGAGAAUCAUGAGUCAGAUAUUGAAGAAUGGUAUUUCAAUCAUCAAGGAAAAAUACCCCUUGAAAGGUAUCUUUGUUCCGAGCGGGUGCUCAUAGACGAUGAUGACUCAUGUCUCAAAGAAAAAGGCGACAUAGGCAAAGAUCGCCGCGAUAAGAAGUCUAAAGAUAAAACCAAGAAACCUAAUGAUGAAAAUAAAGUUAAAAAUUCUAAACAAGAAUUAUAGUUAACAAUUUACUUGACUGAUUUUAAUUAUACACUUAAUAAUAGUUUAGGUUUUGUGUCACUCAAAGUUAACUUUUAUUAACUGAAGUUGUUUUUAU